Messenger RNA from Coffea eugenioides, 2422 nucleotides. RefSeq names its product ATP-dependent zinc metalloprotease FTSH 2, chloroplastic. Bases 105 to 2180 code for a protein of 691 amino acids. The transcript has 5 exons. The record is from RefSeq and is a predicted model, not a curated record. NCBI's taxonomy places the organism in Eukaryota, Viridiplantae, Streptophyta, Magnoliopsida, Gentianales, Rubiaceae. Gene Ontology annotation, biological process: proteolysis. Gene Ontology annotation, molecular function: ATP binding; zinc ion binding; ATP hydrolysis activity. Gene Ontology annotation, cellular component: membrane; chloroplast thylakoid.
CCAUUUUCUUUAAGUCCUUCUUUAACGAUUGCUUCCCUCUCUCAAUAGUCAGUUUCUUUCCUCCUCCUACUACUCCGAAGUCCUACAGCCCAUUUACCUGACUGAUGGCAGUAUCAUCGGUAUCUGUAGUAGGAAAUGGUCUAUCUUCCCAUUCUGGUUUUAGCAAAGAAAUAUAUGGCAGGCAGCUUUGCUUAUCCUCAAACCUCCCAUCACUGAGUAGAAGAUCUAAAUUCAUCAUAGUAAAAUCAUCCCUUGACCAGAGAUCACAUGAAGGGAGGAGAGGCUUCCUGAAACUGUUGCUGGGAAAUGUAGGAUUAGGUGGAGCAGCAUUACUUAAUGAUGGAAAAGCUUAUGCCGAUGAGCAAGGGGUUUCUAAUUCAAGGAUGUCUUAUUCUAGAUUUUUGGAGUAUUUGGACAAGGAUAGAGUGAAGAGAGUAGAUCUAUAUGAAAAUGGAACUAUUGCUAUUGUUGAGGCAAUCUCCCCUGAGUUGGGUAACCGGGUGCAGAGAGUUCGCGUGCAACUUCCAGGACUUCCACAAGAGCUUCUUCAGAAAUUUAGAGAAAAAAACAUUGACUUUGCUGCUCACAAUGCUCAAGAGGACUCUGGUUCUUUGUUGUUCAACUUGAUUGGAAACUUGGCCUUCCCACUGAUCUUGAUUGGAGGUCUAUUCCUACUUUCAAGGCGAUCUUCUGGAGGGAUGGGUGGUCCUGGUGGGCCUGGUUUUCCAUUGGCCUUUGGUCAAUCAAAAGCCAAGUUCCAAAUGGAACCAAACACUGGUGUGACCUUUGAUGAUGUUGCAGGGGUGGAUGAAGCAAAACAAGAUUUUAUGGAGGUUGUGGAGUUCUUGAAGAAGCCUGAAAGGUUUACUGCCGUGGGAGCUCGUAUCCCUAAGGGGGUCCUUCUUGUUGGUCCCCCGGGUACUGGAAAAACCCUCCUGGCUAAAGCAAUUGCUGGUGAAGCGGGUGUUCCAUUUUUCUCGAUUUCAGGUUCAGAGUUCGUAGAGAUGUUUGUUGGUGUCGGUGCCUCUCGUGUCCGUGAUCUUUUCAAGAAAGCAAAGGAGAACGCUCCAUGCAUUGUAUUUGUUGAUGAAAUUGAUGCUGUUGGGCGGCAAAGAGGAACUGGCAUUGGAGGAGGCAAUGAUGAAAGAGAACAGACCCUCAACCAGCUUUUGACAGAAAUGGAUGGUUUUGAAGGAAACACUGGCAUUAUUGUAAUUGCGGCUACUAACCGUCCUGACAUUCUUGACUCUGCCCUGUUGAGACCAGGUCGUUUUGAUAGACAGGUAACCGUUGAUGUACCAGAUAUUCGGGGAAGAACAGAAAUUCUAAAAGUUCAUGCUAGCAAUAAAAAAUUUGAUUCAGAUGUGUCUCUUGAAGUGAUAGCCAUGAGAACACCUGGUUUUAGUGGAGCAGAUCUUGCUAAUCUCUUAAAUGAGGCUGCUAUCUUGGCUGGCCGACGUGGGAAGGCAGCAAUCUCAUCAAAAGAGAUUGACGAUUCAAUUGAUAGAAUAGUUGCAGGAAUGGAAGGGACAGUUAUGACUGAUGGCAAGAGCAAAAGUCUGGUUGCAUACCAUGAAGUUGGGCAUGCUGUCUGUGGAACUCUCACUCCAGGGCAUGAUGCUGUUCAGAAGGUCACCCUAGUCCCACGUGGUCAGGCUCGGGGUCUGACCUGGUUUAUUCCUGCAGAUGACCCAACCUUGAUCUCCAAGCAGCAACUCUUUGCUAGAAUUGUUGGGGGGCUUGGUGGAAGAGCUGCUGAGGAAGUGAUCUUUGGCGAGCCUGAGGUGACAACAGGUGCUGCUGGUGAUUUGUAUCAGAUUACUGGUUUGGCCAAACAGAUGGUGGUCACUUUUGGCAUGUCAGAUAUUGGCCCGUGGUCUUUGAUGGACUCAUCAGCUCAAAGUGGCGACGUCAUCAUGCGAAUGAUGGCUAGGAAUUCAAUGUCGGAGAAGCUUGCUGAAGACAUUGAUGCUGCUGUGAAGAGAAUUUCAGAUACUGCGUAUGAAGUUGCUUUAAUCCACAUUAGGAAUAACCGCGAAGCAAUUGAUAAAAUUGUUGAAGUCCUCCUUGAGAAAGAGACGUUGACUGGAGAUGAAUUCCGAGCAAUCCUCUCUGAGUUUGUCGAAAUUCCAGCUGAGAACAGGGUUCCUCCUGCUGUACCAACACCAGUAGCUGUAUAAUUGCACUAAGUAGUACAUGGUAGUUAAGCUUGAUUAUACAUCUUCAGUUCAUUGAGUGUACAAUAUUCCCAAAUUUUGCAUAAUGUACGUGUAAUUUGCUAUUAAUUGUAAGUAGAAUGUGCAGAAUUCAGAUUCACUUUGUAUUGUAUGUAACCAUCAAGAUUGUAGUUUCAUCUUCUCCUUGUGGGUAUUGGCUUAACAUCAAUGUGCUGAUGGCAAAUAGUUAAGCAACAUAUAUAUCA